Molecule: messenger RNA, 444 nt
Organism: Phaethon lepturus (White-tailed tropicbird)
Lineage: Eukaryota; Metazoa; Chordata; Aves; Phaethontiformes; Phaethontidae
Gene: RAMP1
Product: receptor (G protein-coupled) activity modifying protein 1
Exons: 4
Coding region: 1-444 (147 amino acids)
Biological process (GO): intracellular protein transport; protein localization to plasma membrane; calcium ion transport
Cellular component (GO): cell surface; membrane; signaling receptor complex
Molecular function (GO): coreceptor activity
Source: RefSeq, a predicted model, not a curated record
AUGAUGCUGCAGGAUCAGAGGGGUGUGAAGAGGGAAAUAAACCCUGAGAAGGAGGUUUUGAAGAAGCUGGUUGAGUCCCAUCACUUCAUCGCGGCGACGGCGUGCCAGGAGGCGGACUACGGCUGGAUGAUCCGACACUACUGCCUGAAGCAGUUCCAGCUCACCAUGGAGGGCAUCGGGCAGCGGCUCUGGUGCGACUGGGACGAGACCGUGGGCACCUAUGGGGAGCUGACGAACUGCACGGCGCUGAUCGCUGAGAGGCUCGACUGCUACUGGCCCAACCGGCUGGUGGAUGAGUUCUUCGUGGCCGUCCACAAGCAGUACUUCAGGAACUGCUCCCCCUCCGGCCGGGCACUGCACGACCCCCCGAACAGCAUCCUCUGCCCCUUCAUCCUGCUGCCUGUCCUUGUCACCCUACACAGUGGCAACUUUAUCCGAAGAUGA